Molecule: messenger RNA, 4983 nt
Organism: Leguminivora glycinivorella
Lineage: Eukaryota; Metazoa; Arthropoda; Insecta; Lepidoptera; Tortricidae
Gene: per
Product: period circadian protein
Exons: 27
Coding region: 206-3547 (1113 amino acids)
Biological process (GO): entrainment of circadian clock by photoperiod; circadian regulation of gene expression; negative regulation of transcription by RNA polymerase II
Cellular component (GO): cytoplasm; nucleus
Molecular function (GO): transcription corepressor binding; transcription cis-regulatory region binding
Source: RefSeq, a predicted model, not a curated record
UUCGCGUUUGGAUUUCGUUAGUCAUAAUUCGGAAUUGAGCGUAGAAUUUACUACUUUUGUGUUUUAUUCUGAUCAAGAAAAUUAUGGAAUGCAUAUUAGUGAAUAAAGUGAACCAUAGCAAAACUCUGUUAUAACUUGUUAACUAUAAAUAAUCAAAUUGUGGAGUGUAUAAAUUAAUGAGCAAAGAUACACAACCGAACUUAUUAUGGACAACUUGGAUGACUCCGAGAACAAUGCCAAGGUCUCGGAUUCUGCUUAUUCUAACAGCUGCAGCAACAGCCAGUCACGUCGAAGUCACAGCUCAAAGUCGACACACUCUGGGAGCCAUUCCAGUGGCAGCAGUGGAUACGGUGGAAAACAAUCCACGUCUGGUAGCAGUAAAACAUUAAGCAGUCAGCAACCAGAGAAGAGAACAAAAGAUAAAGAAGGAAAGAAAAAGAAGCAGCAAGGGCAAACAGAACUGGUCCAAAUCCCAGAUGAUGUGGAGUUCAGGCUGCCCGACCCCGCGCCCGUCACAGAGGUGGAAGAAGAGCUCGAAGAUGCUUCACCGCCGCCAGCAACAGAACAGGUACAAAAAGCAGUUCAGAGGAGCUCGGAGUCAAUCAAGGAAGAUAUUACUGAAAAACCUGAUGUCUGUAAUACGCUCCAGCCCGCCAUGCAUAUUCUCACGAGUAAACCUGUGUAUUCUGAGGGGUUCUCCUGCGUCAUAUCGAUGCACGACGGAGUGGUGCUGUAUAUGUCGUCAACGCUGACGGCCACGCUCGACUUCCCCAAGGACAUGUGGAUUGGGAGGUCCUUUAUAGACUUCGUGCAUCCUUUGGAUCACAACACGUUCGCGUCGCAAAUAACCGAUGGGCUCGCUGUUCCGAAGGAAGCCAAUGGUAUGCAAAACGCAGUUCAAUCGCCAGGCAACGCCGUGUCGACCAUGUUCUGUCGCAUCAGAAGGUACAGGUCGCUAGCGACUGGCUUCAGCGUCAAGGAUCGGAGUGUCACCUUCACACCCUUCCUGCUGAAGUUGUCCUUCAAGAAAGUGUAUGAAGAGAAGGGAUCCGUCAUUUACUUGGUCAUACAAGCUACGCAAUUGUCGUCGGUGUAUAACACUCCCAACGAGGUUAUUGAAGACGCAGUGCCAUUCGUGAUGCGUCACGUGGCGAACGGGAACGUGGAGUACAUCGACAACGAGGCGGUCCCGCUCCUCGGGUACCUGCCGCAGGACGUGACGGGACAGGACGUGCUCAAGCUGUACCACCCCGAGGACCUGCCGUACGUGCGCCACGUCUACGAGACGAUCGUCAAGCAGGGGAGGGCCCCGCGCUCCAAGCCUUACAGAAUGCUAGCCCAGAACGGGCACUACCUGAAGCUGGAAACGGAGUGGUCUUCCUUCAUAAACCCGUGGUCGCGUAAACUUGAGUUUGUUAUAGGAAAACAUUACGUUACUGAGGGUCCUGCAAAUCCAGAUGUUUUUGAAGCGCCACCAUCGCCCAUAAAGGUUUCCGAGGAUGAUAAUGUCGAAAUAGAAGGUCUUAAAGAUAGUAUUGUCAGGAUUCUAAAUGAGGUACCCACGAGACCGGCAGAGCUUGUCAAGCAACAGAUGACGAAACGCUGCCAGGAUCUAGCGUCUUUCAUGGAAAGCCUCAUCGAGAAUCAACCUAAGGUGGAGGACGAACUGCGCCUAGAAAUACAAGAGAAUGAUAACAGCUACUUUGAACGGGAUUCGGUAAUGUUAGGGGGAAUAUCGCCGCACCACGACUACAAUGACAGCAAGUCCAGCACGGGGACGCCUUUGAGUUACAACAAGUUGAAUUAUAACAUCAACUUGAAACGGUAUUUUGACAGCCAUCAGGAUGGUUUCGACGAAGACGGAGUAACAGUUACAGAAGGAACUUUAGUACCAAUUAAAGGACAGUACAGUGGGGAAUGUAUGUCGCCCAUGGCCCAGUACUCCGCGGACUCAGUGGACAUAACAUCGGUUGAGUCAGCGUGCCUCACCUACGAGGACAGCCCCGUGGCGCUGCCCCACGAGUACCAGCCCAUAAGACUCACCGAGUCCAUCUUGAACAAGCACAAUAACGAAAUGGAAAAGAAAUUUGUGAAGACACAUCGCGAAAGUCGACCAGCUAAUAAAGAGGAGCGGGAAAAGUUGAGCAACGAGAGCAAGCAAAAGAAAAGGGACCACCUCGUUCGGUGCAACGCGUCGUUUGUACCAACCACGGUGAAUUCGGUCGUGGCAGACCAGCCGCAUGGCCUGAAGCGCGCCUCGAAGCCCCAAGAGGCAGAAGCCAGCACGCACAAGCAGCACUGUGCCUCGUCGAGGCAGAUGCGCCGGCGGCAGCCGUCCAGCUCCGCGCCCGCACCGCCCUCCGCCUCCGUCGCCACCGUCUCUACAUCAGCGUCCAUGUGGCCCCAGAACUUCAUGAAUGGAAUGAACACGUUCAUGCCGCAGCAAAUGCCGCUAGUCAGUCCCAUCACCGCUGUGCCAGGUUUCAUGCCCAUGUACUAUCUACCAACGACCCCCUCUACGAUGCCGUGUACGUCGGCAAUGAGCGCGCAUGACCCUACCAAGACGAGUUCACAAAUGCAAUUCCAAGCGCCGGCUGUGCAAUACAUGAUGUACGGACAAGCUGUGUUCGGGUCUCCGAUCGUGAUGUCGCCGAUCAACCAUCAAGCGCCUUUUGCGGUGCAGCAAAACGUGAUACGGAACCAGUUUUCCAACCCACAGCACAACCUGACGCUAGCGACACGGAACUAUGAAGAGGCCUGUAAGCCCGGUCUGCCGCUGAAGCCGCUGGGCAAGUCUCAGCUGGCGGCGUGGCGCGAGGAGAAGCGCGCCGCCGCCACCGCGCCGUCGCCGCCAGCCUCGUCCCGCAGCAUCAACACCAGCAUCUGCUCCGCCACUAACGCGCUCAACAGGAGUAACGAAGCCGUCCCAGAGUCGUCAGCGUCGCGAGACAGCAAGAUGAAGAGCGAGGAAGCGGUCGACCGCACGGACGGAGAGUCCAACUACUCCUCCUUCUAUUCCUCCUUCUUCAAGACCGAGUCUGGUAGCGCGGAGGACAGCGGCGACGCCAAGAACAAACAGAACAAUGCCAACAGUUCUGGCGCAUCCACGGCCAUAGGAAAGGAUAGCCCACGCAAUAAACAGAUGCAGAGGAGAAAAAAGGAACUACCUUGGAUGGAACAAGUAUGCGUAACAUCGGAGUUGAUAUACAAGUAUCAGGUGUUAACGAAGAGUUUAGAUGAAGUUUUAAUAUCAGAUAAGAAGAAGUUGGUCACUCUCGAACAGCCGUCCUUGGUAGACGAGCAGCUGGGCCAGCUGUACAUGGACCUGCAGCUGGAGGGCGUGGCCGCGCGGCUCACGCUCGAGGAGGGCAUCACCAGCUCCGGCAGCUCCAGCGAGGAGGGCCACAGGCUGUCGCUCGACGCGCUCGCCAAGCGCGCCAGGAGAAAAAGGAAAUAUAAUAAACUAGUGAUGAUAUACGAAGAGGAUGCCCCGCUGCCAUCGCCGGAGGAAGAACCCGAGCCCGAGCCCUCCACGUCGGUGGCCUAGUCCUGUCGCAACACGCUCUACGCACUUACAAUCUACUACGAGGGUCUCACAUGAAAACGUAAAACAUCUCUAACGGCGUAACGGCCCGGCCACGACAUUGGUCUAAGCGCGACAGCGGUGAGCGGCAGGCAUACGUGCGAAUGAAAAGUCCAAUCGCUGUGUCUUGCUCCAAUGUAUGGCCGCCGCUCACCGUUGUCGCGCUUAGGCCAAUGUCGUGGCUGAGUCGUAAGGAUACGUACGUUCCGAGUUCACGAGCGCUGACGCCGACCGUCAUACCAGUGCACACUGUUUUAAACCGUGUAGUUCAACUUUGAACAAAAAAUAAGCCUGGGUCUCCGGUAAAAAGAAAUGACGACAUUUCUCUUAUAUUCAUUUUAGCUUUCGUUGCUAGUCCAGGAGAAUAGAUUGGUUGAAACAAAUGUAUGGCUUCGGCGUGAGCGUCGAGCGUGCGCGCUUAGAACGUGCGUUUCACUAUUCUUCGGUAAGAGAAUCCUUACGAUUUCAUUUGCAACGCCCCUGUGACAUUCUACGUAAUGAUAAACAAUUGUUUUAAUGUGGUGUAUGUUUUCAAAGUGAUGUAAAUACUGAUUUUUUAUUUGAGUGUAAGUAGAGCAAUGCUCCGGCGUUAUACACGCUUUUUAUGAUGUAAAAUUAGUUAAAUAUCUAUAGUUAGGUUUUAUGUUUUGGGUACCAACGUCUCUUUUCGAGGACUCAUGUGCAAUUUACUUGAUUUGUCGUUAUAAGAAAUGUUUUAUUUUAGUUCUCGUUAGUAUGAUAAUUAUUUUUUAAUUCUAGAGUUUAUUCUUUUGUUUGAGAUGAAAUAUUCGUGUUAAAAUGAGAGAGUAGUAUUCACAAUAUUCGAUUCAUAUCGACCUUGUGUAGGCGAGACUUCUCACAAAACGAAUUUAAAUGUUGUUAACUGCCUGUCGGGAGAUUUUAUAGAGAUCCUAUUUUUAUUUAAAUAUUAAUAUUAUUACCUACAUAUAUAAAUGUAUAUUCAAACUACGUACUAUAACACAAACAAUACUAAAUAUCUAUCAAUAGGGUCUAUAAGAUUAUUUUAUAACGAUACUGGAAAUACGUCUUUUACUUUAAUGUGUAAUACCCAAAAAAGAUGAGAUGGCUAACGUGCUCAAACCUAAAAAAAAACUACAUUAUGUACUGUAUGAUAGCACUCUUUAUUAUACUGUGGUCUUGGUUAAAAAUGUCAAGCGCCUUUUUUCUAUCGUAUCUUGACGCAAUACCUACUUCUAAAAAUAAAAAAAAGAACAACAAUAGUGUACAGUUUUAUAAUGUAUAUAGUUGUAGAACAUAAAACUAUUAAACCAGCAAUUCCCGUCAACUUUGUACAAUGCCACGUCAGCAAAUUUUAAUUGAUCCUAUUUUGUUACCAACAUUUAGUAAUAUAAUUCGACUUUCGUAAGAUAUAUAAAGGA